AUGGCAGGACAGCUGAGAGGCUAUUGGUGCUCCACCACAAACAACUUCGAUCGUGACGGGCAGUGGAUGUGGUGUAACGGGCCCUUAACCGUUGGCGCAGUUGCGUGCUACUACCCUUUCUUAUAUAAGGGGGUUCUGACCUAUGAAUGUGUUCCGAGUACAACAGGGGACAAUUGGUGUGCUACUACUUCAGAUUAUGACAAGGACCUCAAAGCGAUCUACUGCCUAAUAGUUGAUUUUCAAACCAAAGUCGUGGCCUCACUUUCAAUGGACCUCAGCAGCAGUGUACUGGAAUCAACCUCUGUGGCCUCUGUACGAACAUUCUACACAUCUCCUGUGACAGAGACCACGCUCUCAGUUCACACCACGACUUCUAUGACAGACUCAAUGUCCACGGUGUCUGUUACACAGACAUCACCCAUUGUAACAUCACAGUAUAUGGCAACAUCAACAAACUCCCUGACAAAACUGGGCUCCACUGAGGCUCCAACGUAUAACUCCACGAUACCAGGACCAGUUACCACUAAAACGCUGACAUACAGCUCCACGUUACCCAGUUCCACUGAGGCUCCAACGUAUAACUCUACGGUACCCGGACCAGUUACCACUAAAAUGCUGACAUACAGUUCCAUGUUACCCAGAUUUUCUACAGAAUAUCCUGCGUUGACCUCGACAGAAUAUCCAACUCUGAUUUCAGCAGAAUAUUCUGGAUCCCCUGAUUCGAUUUCAAUGGAAUUCCCCUCUAACUCCUCCAACAUCCAGCAGUUAGAAGAAUGGUUAAGAGUUUCUUUCUGGAAUCAGUCAAUAAAUGUUGGACUGGAAACCAUCCUUCGUCUGCAACAAUAUACGUCUUCUGUCAGUUCUUUUCAGCUAAAUAAGGAUGAAGUUCCGUUAAUUUUAGACAUUUUGGGAAAUGUAACGCAAAAUGCUUACCAGUCAAACCAACACUUCAGUGUGGCCACAGUAUUGGACAUACUGCACAUUGCUAACCAUCUUCUCAAUGAAUCAUCCUGGAAGCCAGCUGCCAGUACAAAUACUGCUCUUGGACCACAGAUGCUGCAGUGCUUUGAGAGUAUUUUGGCUGGGAUGGAAGCCACCAACCAGUCUUUCAAUGUUUCCUUGGAAAACAUAGACUUUCAAUAUAAAGCUAUGUCUUGUAGCAGCUUGCUGAAUCAGACUAAUGUGGAGAUUGGCUUGAAUGUCAACAUUUCAUUAAGUCGUGAAGACAAUGAAACUGAUUUCAACCCUUCAUGUAUGGCAAAUAUAAUGUCAUUGUCCUACAAAUCUCUCAGUAAUGACUUUCCAAAUGAUUAUGAAAACCAUAAAGAUCCGAGCUUAUUCUACAAAGUGAACAGUCGAAUUCUGACAAAUACAAUGUUUCUUGAUCAUAAGAACUACCAUUCAGCGAAUGUUAUUAUGAGUUUCCCUUGUAAUACCAAAGAAUGCCACUCCACUGCCAUAUGUGUAUUCUGGAAUUUCACCCUCGGCAAAUGGUCAUCUGAAGGAUGCACAACUAAGACAGAUGAUGAAGUUGCUAAUUGUCUUUGCAAUCAUCUGACUUCUUUCUCUGUGUUAAUAUCAAACAUCCUACCGCAAGGACAUUUAGACAUUUCCAUCCUUGACUACAUCACAAACAUUGGUCUAAUUAUCUCCAUAGCGUCACUUAUUGUGUGCAUUUCUUUACAAAUGUAUCUUAUGAAAAGUACCGUAAACCUUGUGGCUUACUACCGACACUUGGCCAUACUAAACGUGUCUUCGUUCCUCCUGUUAAGUAAUGUCUCAUUUCUGGGAGCCAGUUAUAUCAAACCACCACAAUUUCUGAGGCUUUGUGUAGCUCUGACGUUCUGCACCCACUUCUCUCUUUUGGCUUUCUUCUGCUGGACCUUGGUACAGAGCUUUUUUCUGUUCUGCCGUUUAGUCUUUGUGUUUCACCACAUAACGAAGAAAGAAUUCAUGACCCUUUCCACAGUGCUGGGAUAUGUUUGCCCGAUGCUGAUUGCAGUUGGCACUUUCCUAUACUACACUCCUACGGACAACUACCGGAGGGAUAAUGUAUGCUGGUUGCAAACUGAAUCAGGGGCUUCUCUGACAUUUACCGUCCCAACAAUAAUAAUUAUAUCUCUAAAUUUCCUGGUACUCUUGGUAGUAAUCAAAAAACUUCUCAGACCGUCCAUUUCUGAGGGAAGCCGUGAGGAUGAGGAGGUUGUGAAGAAGCUGGUGAAAGCAGUCGUCUUUUGCACACCUCAGUUCGGGUUGACCUGGGCCAUUGGAAUUCCACUGCUUACAAAUGGACAAUCAAUGUUUUUACAAUAUCUAUUUGUACUGCUCAAUCCUCUCCAGGGUUUUUUCAUCUUUAUUUUUGGUUGCCUCUUGGAUAAAAAGGUGUUAGAUCUUGUGAAGAAGCGAUUGUCUAAAAACCAGGGUUUCAGCAGCACGGCUACAACUCUCAGCACAUAUUAAAAACCCUGGACUCCAAGAAUCUGAAACAGGUGUCAUGGAGCAUCUAUAUGUCUGCAAAAUGCACAGUUACCGAGAGGCUAUCCAGGGAUUCAGUCAGUGAGAGGAAUGAACUGGAAUUCCAAACAGAAUUCAGAAAUAUAAGGAGCUUACCCAUGUCCCCCAAUAAAUGUUAUCAUAUCCUCAAGCACUUCGCGAAAGGAGCGUUUAUCAUUUCAUUUCAGAGAUUACCAAAUUUGUGAAAACACCAAAGCAUUCAAGAAUUC
This is a messenger RNA of Pelobates fuscus (common spadefoot toad), 2723 nucleotides long. RefSeq names its product adhesion G protein-coupled receptor F3 (gene ADGRF3). Gene Ontology annotation, cellular component: membrane. Gene Ontology annotation, biological process: cell surface receptor signaling pathway; adenylate cyclase-activating G protein-coupled receptor signaling pathway. NCBI's taxonomy places the organism in Eukaryota, Metazoa, Chordata, Amphibia, Anura, Pelobatidae. Gene Ontology annotation, molecular function: G protein-coupled receptor activity. Bases 1 to 2460 code for a protein of 819 amino acids. The record is from RefSeq and is a predicted model, not a curated record. The transcript has 14 exons.